AUGGUCCUGGGCAACCGGCUGUGGGUGACCCUGCUUGAACAGGGGGGCUGGACCAGACGACUUCCAGAGGUCCCUCCCAACCUCAACCAGCCUGCGAUUCUGUGGUGGCUGCAGUUAGGAUAUCUUGGCUCGGCGACCACCAGAGCGACGCUCUCCCGUGCCGCCGGCACCGCCGGCCCGAGCCACAGCAUCCCGACAAGGGCUCCCACCCUCCGCCCGCACGGCGGCAUGCCGCCACGCUCCGCUUGGCCUCGGCGGCGCCCGCCGGGUUCAUUUCUUCCAGACCAGUCUUUUGUGACUCUAGCCACAAAUGACUCCUAUGUGAAAGGAGCACUGGUACUUGGUUCAUCCUUGCAACAGUACAGAACAACAAGGAAGCUGACUGCACUCAUAACUCCUCAGGUCUCAGAUCUUAUGAGGAGAGUGCUGGAAAAAGUCUUUGAUGAAGUCAUAUUGGUAAAUGUCUUGGAUAGUGGGGAUUCAGCACACUUGGCGUUAAUGAAAAGACCUGAGCUGGGUGUCACACUAACAAAGCUUCACUGCUGGGAACUGACGCAGUUUUCAAAAUGUGUUUUCAUGGAUGCAGACACAAUGGUUUUGUCAAAUAUCGAUGAGCUUUUUGAGAGAGAAGAGCUGUCUGCGGCACCAGAUCCAGGCUGGCCUGACUGUUUUAAUUCUGGAGUUUUUGUUUACCGACCUUCCAUUGAAACGUACAAUCAGCUGUUACAGUUUGCCACAGAGAAAGGCAGCUUUGAUGGUGCAGAUCAGGGGUUAUUAAACACCUUCUUCAGCAGCUGGGCAACAACAGACAUAAGCAAACAUCUACCAUUUAUUUAUAAUUUGAGCAGCACUUCUGUAUAUUCCUACCUUCCAGCAUUUAAAGCGUUUGGUGCAAAUACUAAAGUGGUGCAUUUCCUGGGAAGCACAAAGCCAUGGAACUAUAAAUAUGACUCCAGAACAAAAAGCAUAAAAGGCAACAUGGACGACCCUAAAAUAGUUCACCCAGAAUUCCUCAACAUGUGGUGGGAUACCUAUACAGCUAAUGUUUUACCAUUACUAGAACAGCAGGGAAUUGUUAAAGAAAGUACUACAGGUGUAAACAUGGCAGAGGUUACAGAGGCAGUGUCCCACAUAUCAAUAUCAGCACCAUCACCAGUAUUACCAACUGUAUCUUCAGAAGAACGCAAGGAACGGUGGGAACAGGGCCAAGCUGACUAUAUGGGAGUGGAUUCCUUUGACAACAUCAAGAAGAAACUGGAUACCUACCUUCAGUAGAAAUGCCUGUCUCAAACAGUGGUGAUGCAAGGACUUGUUCCAGAACUAACAGCUAGAAAGGUGUAGAUGGUGGUCAGUUACACUUGCUAGUAGCUUGAUGAAAAACUUCUUGGCUGAAGGCCUCUGCAGUGCUACAGAUGAAGACUGAGCAAAAGCUAGGAAGCAGAAUUCCUUGAGCCACCUAUAACUGCCCAAUUUCCAAUUCCCCCUACUAGAUAAAACCAGGUAUUUUCAGCUUAAAUUUUCUUCUGUUGUGAUCAAUUGGCUCAACAUAUUCCUUGAAACUGGGUUUGUUACCUCACCUCAUUAAGGUGAUUAGCAUUGAUUCCUUUGCUUGCUGUUUUAGAUGUAAAAUCUAAUUCAUGGGAUUGCUCAUACACUAGAGUGGUAGCCAUUCUGCUUUACCAUAAAUGUAUUAAUGACACUGGGAUACAUACAGAUGUAACAGUAAUAGCACUGCUUUGCUCUUCCAGUCACAAUUGCACUGAAGUUUUGACCAGGUUCUUACGCACAGUGCCUACAGCAUGGCAGAAUGCAUUUUUCAGUUCUGUAUACUAUGGGACUAGUAAACUUGAGUUUUAUCUGUCACUUGCAAUGUUGCACUUGAUACAAAAAUAAAAAGUUGUCAUGCA
This is a messenger RNA of Gymnogyps californianus (California condor), 1907 nucleotides long. It is a transcript of the gene GYG1, whose product is annotated as glycogenin 1. The record is from RefSeq and is a predicted model, not a curated record. Lineage: Eukaryota; Metazoa; Chordata; Aves; Accipitriformes; Cathartidae. The transcript has 8 exons. Gene Ontology annotation, molecular function: glycosyltransferase activity. Bases 1 to 1275 code for a protein of 424 amino acids. Gene Ontology annotation, cellular component: cytoplasm.